This is a messenger RNA of Pecten maximus, 9754 nucleotides long. RefSeq lists its product as uncharacterized. The transcript has 3 exons. The coding region runs from base 1235 to 5476 and encodes 1413 amino acids. NCBI's taxonomy places the organism in Eukaryota, Metazoa, Mollusca, Bivalvia, Pectinida, Pectinidae. The record is from RefSeq and is a predicted model, not a curated record.
AGACUUCCGUUUAAAUUUUGUUUAUUUUGCGCCAAGAGAAGAUUAGAGUUUUGUAGCCAAAGUAUCAACGAAAAAAUGUGACAUACAUGAUACUCCAUGGUUUGCCAUGCAGAAAACAAGACAGUGUCAAGGUGCUGCAGAAAUAAUGGCAGUUGUUAAUUCGGAUUGAACACAAAACCAUAGCCAAUAUGAAGGAGUGUCUGGAGAAGACUGCAUCGCAACAGCACCAGUUUCUCAACAGAGAUUUGAGGCCUGAACAAAGGGAUUUUGAUACAAAGAUGAACAUUUGAAUUUCUUGUGAAUCGGUGUAAACAGAAUGGAAGCAGACGUAUCAGUGGGAGAUGAUGAGGUUAGUUUUGACCCUCAAGAUCUCCUGGGAGAUCCAGCAAGGCAAGAGAUAUCCCAAACCUCCUUAGAAAUAAUGCAACUCCUCGCCGAAUGUGAAGGUGGACAUGAACUUUUUGGAAAUAUCCACCAAGGAAAUUUCAUUUAUGAUAAUGCUAGUCUGGUUGGAAGUUCUUCAGAGCUGUCGGACAUCUUUCAAGACGACGGCCACAGCAAGUGUUAACUCAGGUCACAGACUGGAUGAUAUUUUAGUUAACAGUAUCGAGUCGUUGAAUAAAUCUCCAACAAAGAGCUCAAAUGUCAAGAUGAUCCAGCCUCACGGAAAAAAACAAGAAAAUCACAAAAAUUAAAUAACGAAACGCCCAAAUCUUCAAAGCCUAAAACCAGGUCCUCAAGGAGAAAGGACAGCAGUAAAAUUGAUUCUGAUGGAAAUUCUAAGAGGAAACCGCGUUUGAAAUUAUCAAAAUCAGCCAAAUCUGAGAUUAAUGAUGAACAACUUUCUGUUGAAGAAGUUAGGAAUGGUUCAAAUUUAUCAGACAGUACAUCAUGUUCACGGUUUGAAAUAAAUUCAAAGUACGAAAUCGGAACUGAUGGAACUUACACCUGUACGGUGUGUGGAAAAAAAUUCUCCACCGUAAGGUUUCUUCAGAUUCACUCUACUGUUCAUCGACAGAAGGUUAAAUUGGUGAGAAGUUCAUCAAGUACCCCGAGUAAAAAAGAUUCUGAUUUACAGCGAAGUAAAAAGAGUAGCAGCCCCUCAACCAUGAAAAAUACUUCACGGAAUGGGAAAGAUGCACAUAAAGUUUAAUGUAUUCUUGUGUUACAAAAAAAACCUGACAUUAUUUCUGAUGUUAAUAGAGUACAAAAGUCAGCAGAGUGUGACCGGCACAUGACGGAUCGGAGAAGACUCGGUAAAUGUACUGUAAUUUCUCAGGAAGGCGAUCUUAGUAACCGAAGGAAAGAAAGUGCUUCAGAUACUGGAAGCUUUCAUCAUUCUGAUAUCAGCGAUUUAACUGAUUUUAUCGACAAAAGAGAAGGGAAUGCAACAUGUUCUGAGACGUUAAAAUCAUUAUCUAAACAUGGAGCAAAAGAGUAUAUCUCAUUGAGUGCUAAGAAGUCAAAAGCCAGCAGGAAAAAUAAAACUGCUGACAAGUUAAACAGCUGUGGUGAUACAGAAGUUAUUGCAAAUUCAGCGACAGAGAAGCCACCACACAGAAAUGUAUCAAAAACUCAGAAAAAAUCUGUGAUAUUGACAGGACAGAGGUCUGUUUCAGAGCUUAAAGGCAAAAGGAAAAGAAAAGCUUCAGGUAAAUAUGACGGAGAAAAACGUCCAUUGAAAAGGGUUCGCUUGUUGGAUAGAUUUUGGGAUGACGACGAACAAAGUUCAAACUCUGGUUCAGUGUAUUUCAGUACCGUUGACUUAAAUCCUAAUACAAACGGAGGAUUAUUGCAAAGUUUUGAUAUUGAUCAUUCCAAGAAAAGUUGGAGAAGUGGACAAACGAAAGUACGCAUUAAACAAGGACAGUUUAUUAGGACAAAAACGAUGGAAGUGUAUAAAUCAUUAGAACAGAAGGCUUGUGAAUCCAAACAAAUUGUUACAGGGAAAAAGGACAGAAAUUUCGCCAGCACUGACAAUAGCAGCAAUGUUUGUGUUAGGUCAAAUUCCAAAACAAAUUCCCAAAAAGAAUUUGGGCAACAUGGUUCCAACAAUACCCAAAUAUUACAAAAUACACAUCCAAAUUUUUCAAAACAUUCAGAUUAUGAUUUAACUUCAAAUGUGAAACCUAGUCAGACCCUUUGUCCGACAGAUCAAAAAUGUCAACCUGAAAAACUGUCAAAUAAUGAUGAAACAUUUAAUAGGAUAAAGAAAGGAGCUGAAAGUGACAAAAGUUUUCAUCAAAAUCUGGAAGGAAAAUGUCAAAUGCAUGCAGAAGUUACCCCCAAGCUAAGUAAAGAGACAAUUCAGAAAACAAAUAUGAGGGGAGAUAACUCUAUUGGGGAAAAUCAUAUUGGGUCUUCAUCUGUUCAAAAUAACAUUCCUCAAACUUUAAUAUCUAAAUGUGACAACUGUAAAGAUUCAGAUUCAGAAGAUGGGAAGGAGGCAGAGACAAUAUUUUCUAAAAAUGGGGGAACGAGAGGACAGACAUUCUGUAAUGAUGAAGGUCUUAGGAGAAAGUCCUCAAACUAUGGAGUGAAUGAAAGUGGCACAAACAGACACUCAUCUUGUGAGCCAAUUAUUUAUGAAAGUGAAGGAUAUUACGAUUAUGGUGGGGAUAACGAGAGUGAUUUAAGUAACAGUGAUACGUCGGAUGAUGACAGCCAACCACUGGUUUUGUACCAACAGUCGUGUAGAACUCUACCACUUUGUGCUCUGUUGAAUUUGGCAAGAUGUCAAAAGUUGGAACAUGACUUGUCAAAGAAAAAAGACUCGGAGAGAGAAAAUAAUCUCAAAACCUCAGGUUCCCCUGUGUCGGCGAAAGGUACACAGUUAUCUGAUGUUCAGGUAGAUCUACAUUGUGAUGAAAAUAUUGCAUCAGAAAAAAUUGAGGAAUUUGCUCUGUUACCUCAGGAUGUUGAUGAAUCUCCGUCAAAGACACGAUUGAUGUCUGGUAAGGAUAUGGAUGUCAGUUCUGAGGAAAUACCUGAACAUCAUUUCAAUACAAAUUUACUGGAUAGAAACGCAGUUGGGAUUGAAAAUGUGACUAAAUAUGUGCAGGUGGACCGGCAAGAAUCUGUAAGUGGUUCGGAUUCACCUUUUUUACCUGCUGAACUACCAAAGUUUAAAUGUGGUUCAGAUUCCAAUUCUUUGUCAUCUGCACCAGCAAAGUCUGUAAGUGGUUCACACUCCGUCUCUUUACCGCCUGAACCAGCAAAGUCUGUAAGUGGUUCACACUCCGUCUCUUUACCGCCUGAACCAGCAAAGUCUGUAAGUGGUUCACACUCCGUCUCUUUACCGCCUGAACCAGCAAAGUCUGUAAGUGGUUCACACUCCGUCUCUUUACCACCUAAACCAGCAAAGUCUGUAAGUGGUUCACACUCCGUCUCUUUACCGCCUGAACCAGCAAAGUCUGUAAGUGGUUCAGACUUCGCCUCUUUACCAACUGAACCAGCAUAUUCUAUAAGUGUUUUAGAGCCGGCUCCUGCUGAGCCUCUAAAAUCAGAGAAGUCAUCCAGAUUGUGGAAUUCUGUUCAUGAGGAAAAAGCUGUGUUAAUGUCCACUGACAGGGUAAAGUCAGAUUUACCAUUUGAGAAACUAGAACGAACUCUGUGUGAUGUUGAACAACAGGGAAAUAGCAUUAAAGACCAGUUAAAAUCAAAUUCCGUUUGUGACCCGUUAACACAAGAGUCGGACACAAAUCGGAGUAACUGGUUACCAAUAACGGAAAGGCCACUAUAUAAUGGGUCGUCCAGUUCUGUUAUUAAACGUCAUGAAGAAGACAGGGUGUCAAAAUUGAUUGUCGACAGUGAUUUUCAGAAAAGUCCGAAACUCUCUAAAGUGACUGAAGAUAUAUGUUCGCUGAAAAGCAUCGCCGACGACAAUUGUAUAGAAAUCUCCAGGUCUGUUAUACAGCAAUGCUCUAUAUCAGUUAAUAGUGAUCAUGAGGCGUCUGUUAAGCCUGCUGUACAGGAAAUGUCUGGAGAGGAUGAGGGCCACAGAAUGUUGGAAAAGAAUAAACCUCACCUGACUGUUGAGUCUGAUGAUGUUUUAAAUGAUAUGGUAGAUAAGUGUUUUGAUAAUAAUUCAGUAGAUGAUGUGACAAGUGACGAUUCGCAAAUUCGGAAUUCAGUAAUGUCAACUUACACAGAUAAGGAAAAUAGUGUCUCCAUGUCAACCGAGUUGAAAUUGGGUUUUAGGCAUAUUGAAGUACCGCAGAGAUUACCGAAAAAUCUCAUGUCGACUUGUAACGUUGUUGGAUCAUUUGCAGAUGAUAUGGUAACUGGAAUCACCAUUAUUAUCGAUACAGAGACACACUCAUCCAAUUCUUCCUCUGUCUUUUCUAAAUACCAUGACUACUGUGCUAGGCAGAUUUCAUACCAGAAUUUUCUUGAGUGGAAACUACAAGAAAGUGUACACAAGGAGUGUUCUCUAGACAAUGAUAUGUGUGCUAGGUCGCUUGCUUACCAAGAUUUUCAAAGGACAAAAUGUCAAGAUUUGUUAUCAUCUGAAAAAUAUUUGGGAGAAAUGGAUCUGACAACAAAUUUCCAGGACACAGAUUCACAAAACUCAGAAAUGAAGAUGGCUCCCAUGGAUGAUAACGUGGAUAAGGGGGUAAUUACACAAACAGACAAAAUGGUUGAUUUGAACAGGGAACAGCUGGCUGUGAGACAAGCAGACGACACUUUCGCAGUCACAAGAAACUUUGAACAGUCAAAUGUGAGAAAAGCAGACGACACAGUCACAAAAAUUUGGGAGCCUGGUAUGAGAGAGGCAGACAAUACAAUUGGAAAAAAAGAUACAGAAAUGAAUGUAAGAACAGUGUUAAAUGAUGAGGCAAAGGAUGAUGUUUCUGUUGAAAAUUGUGAUAGCAAUGACAGCCAAAAUUCACAUGCUUCUGAUCAAAAGGAUUUGAACGAUAUCAGAAAAAAUCCAAGUUUCUGUGUUACCAACUUGGUUCCUACAGAUUUAUAUCAGACUGAACAUAUAUUGAUGUCGGAAUCCAGUUCUAACAUAGAAGUACAAUCUAAAAAACAACAAACAGUCCUACCGGACAAUGAAAUGAACUCUGUUGAUAUGAGUAGUGUGGCAGUAUUGACAGUCGAAGGUGAAUCAUCUGAAGAUGAAAAUGAUUUCUCCAUAAAUAUUGAACAAGUGGACACUUGUGCUCGAGUUCUGCCUUUUGAAACAAAUAUCAUGCACAAAUUCUCCAACAAGACAAAAUUGUUGUUUCAGGAAUAUCACAAUCGUCAACAAACUUCUCAGGACAUUUCUUCUGAUGAUACCGACGAAAAAUAUCCCGAACACAAUUUGACUAUAGAUAACCAUACUCAGACUGUGUCAAGCAUGGAGGAAAAUGAAUGUUCUAUGUAUGAAAUGCAUAUGUUAGGCGAACUCGAAAUUCCAACGAAAAUCAAAAUAUUCUCAAGAUUAAUACAAGUAGAGAUGGAGCACGAUCAAGCUUCAGUGAAAUAACCAGUGAAGAAGGAACCUGGUCAACAGAAAGCUUGAAAAGUACGCGAACUCUUACAAGUGUAAACUCCAGAGGCUUUGAUGUUAGUGUUUCAAUGGCUUCAAAUCUUUCAGAAUCCAAGUCAAAAUCAGACUCUCUGCCCUUCAAAUCUAGCAUGAAUGUAUUUAACUUAGGAGACAUAAGUAAUUCUGUACUGAACCAACAAAAUAUUCCGUUGUCUGAACAGGAAAAGCAAUAUCUUAAAUCUCCGAAAAAACUAUGGUACAGAAAUUACCUGGGUGGAAUGUCUACCAUGGAGGAAACAAGGGGAGAUAAUUCAAAAACUUUAGAAGUUUCAAGUGAUCUGAAAUCUUUUAUAUUUCCUGAGGUGUGUGACUCUGAAAAAAAUGACAACACUGAAGUUGAGCUGAGCACAGCAUUGGACUCUAAUAUGGCUGUUUUUGGUAAGGAAAAUGCCCCUAAAAAAAACUUAAUUGCAGAUUCCGAGGAAUGUUCGCAGCCAGACGAAUUCAGUAGACAAUCUUGUGAUGUUGUGGUGCGAAACAGCGAAGAGAGUCAGACUAGUACUGUCAACACAUUGAGUGAUGCAGAUCAUUUAAGUGAUGUGUCCGUCAGAGUUGAUGUAUGUUCCAGAAUGAGACAGUUCAGGAAGCGUAGAAGUUGUGCUCGCGCCUGUCGUGACGGAUACUUACCAGGCUGUGCACGUAGUAGGGUAUUUGUACGAAAAACAAGUAACAAAUAGUCAAAGUAUAUACUGUUCAAAUCCAGGGUAAAAGUGAAAGUGUUCAAUUAAAGAUUUUUUCAGUGAAGGUGCUAUACAUUAAUGCUGACAAAAGAUAAAUUAUGAUGAAUUGAAAUCAAGAAUAGAAUGCUGUAUUGUAAAUCACUAAAUUUCGCAAACUUACAUCUUCAGACAUAUUCGCGAAUACAUAAUUUCGCGAACACCAAUCUAGAAAUGACUUCUGGAAUAACAUGAACUAUUUGAGACAUGGUCUCUGCAAAACUCCUAUGUAACAGACAGCCUUGCCGCCAUCAAAAGUUGUUAUUUUCAUAUAAACGAUUGCAACGAAUUUGAAUUCACGAUUGACUGUCAUUGUGUUUUAACAGAAAAAUAAAUCCCAGGCAAAAAAUAAGUGAUUUACAGUAUAAUUUUGUACAAUACCAACUGUUAUAUACUUAACACUAUAACCACUUUCCAGUAUUUUAAGCAUACCUUAAAGGGGCAUUUCUUCAUUUGGACAUCAGAAACAUGCACAAUUUUUAUUGAUGAAUUCUAUGUCUGAACGAUGAUUAUAUGAGUGUUUGUGCCUAUACAUGUAAUGAAAUAAACACAGAAAUGUGAAGGAAAAAAGGCGUAUAGUAUACAAAGACUGUAUGUCUUUGUGGUAAUUGAUGAUACUUCAGGUUGAAUUAAGAGUUUUUAGGACUUAAUAUUCUAAGGACUUUGGUUUAUCUUGAGAGUAAAACUGCCGUAUUAAUGCAAAAAUUAUAACUUUUACUAUUUGGGAAAAAAACCCAAUAUUCCAGUAAGUUUGAUUUUGAUGACCUAAACUUUUCACAAACAAAGGAAUGUCCCUUUGAGUUUAGAAUUAAGACUGUUAAUUGCAUCAGAACUUGGCCUCUGUUUAUUUGAUUGUGUAACUUUUGGUCUGAUUUUUAAUUGCAUCAGAACUUGGCCUCUGUUUAUUUGAUUGUGUAACUUUUGGUCUGAUUUUAAAGGGAUCAUAUUUAGGAUGCUGUUAUUAACUUUUUCAUUUGCUGGUAACAAUUAAAUAUACUUCUACACCAUGGGUGUCACUUUAACCAUGAGUGUCAUUUUAAUGUGUUUUUGUGAGUGUAUACUAUACACUGUUGGUGAUGUCACAUCUUUAAACAGACUUGAGAGAUAUACAUGUAUGCAAGACAUGUACUUGAAGCAUUAUUGCCUUGUUUGUCAGUUUUCAGACUACAAACAUUUUUUAAUCAGUAUUACGAUAGCUGAAAAGCUGUUAUAACUAGUCUGUAUACCAUGUCAUACAGCCAUGUUAUACAGCCUUGUCAGAAAUUUUGUAAGACAAGUACAUGUAUAUGUGGAAUAUCACUAUUGUAACGUCAUAAAUAAUUUAUGACAUCACAAUAGCUGUAUGAUGUCACAUAAUUGUCUCUGCUGCAAAAGACAUACAGCCUGAGUUGGUUUGCCUAACUUUCUUAUAUAGGAAUUAAGUUGAGAGUUUUCUCUUUUAUUCUCAUAGAUAUGAGUUAUGUGAUAAACAAAUUUAAGGAGGCAGGUUUUUAGGUCACCUGAUCUGAGGACCAGGAUGACCUAUAGCUAUCGUGCACCAUGUGACAUCCGUAAACUUUUCACAUUUCAAACUUCUCAAGUUCCAACAGGGGGAUUCACCUUACCCGAAAUGAUCCUGAGAUUGUCCUGACCAGGUGCUGUCAUUUUGGGUCGGUCCAAAAUCCAAUGGUGGCCAACUUGAAAAAACACAUUUUAACUUCUUCUCCAGUUUCACUAGUGCCAUUGAGCUGAAAUUUGUAGGGAUGUUAAGGAAGGCGAGCCAACAAAGUAUCGUUAUUUUUUGACCUCGUAAAAUGACAUUGCAGCCAUGGCAACCAUUUUCAAAGUUAUCAGAUAAACAGUAUUUAAACAUGAGAUGGAAUAGCAUUAUCACACAUUAUACAUGUAGUUAUAAGGCUUCUUACUUUUUGACAAAAUACCCGAUGGACCAUUUUCCGAGGCUCACAGAUUCCAGAAUACCUAAUGGAUUGGUCAGGAAGAAUUAACGUUGAAUUUGAAUGCUUGGAUUAUCACUGUAAGGUCAUUUAAGGCAGGGCCUCCUUGUAGUAGUUGGUGGCUACCCCACUGAACAACAUUAUGAGAGGCCUGACCCAUGCUAUUGGUCACUUCAGUACAGAGCAAUUAGUAAUCUCAGCUUCCAUGAGAAACACAAAUAAACCAAGGCUUAUAUAUAAGGACAGCCAUGAUCUCGGAUUCCAUGACAAAUACAAACCAGCCAAUGUAUAAGGUGUCAUAAGGUCAUUCACCCAUCCAAUCUGUGUUUCUGUUCUCAAGGUUUGUUGGGUUUUUCAUUCACUCAUAGAUAGUGAUAGGAUGUUGUGCUUUUACAUAAAAAAGUCAAGCAUCAAUCAAACAUGAGAAGUUGUCUGAAUGGAUAUUACCAUUAUUUCUAUAACUCUCAUAUUUCAGCGGUAAUCUUACUUUAGUGAUUUUCGCGCGGAAUAAUUUUGCUAUAUUUUGUUUGCAUUAAUUAUUAAUUGGAAGUUCACUACAGUGGUUUCUAUGGCAAUCAUUGUCGGUGUGAUAAUUUAUCAUUCGGCUGAUUUGUUUAAGUUCGGUUUUGCAUGAAAAUUUGAGCACAUCAAAAUUAGUACAUUUACAGUAUGUAUUAAAUAUUUUCUCUAAAUGUUUUAAAAUUUUUUUCUUAAUUUUGUGGGUUUUCCAUUGGUAUCGAAUGACAGAUACUGAGAAAAUGACAGAGGACAGUAUGGUCAUUCUAUAAUAUUAAAAAAACAUUAUACCUCUGUCUAAAUUUAAAUGGAAAAUUUGAACUACCAAAAUGAACCUGUUUACAGUGACUGGAUUGUGGCACAGGGACUUGGCACAAUUCAAAACCCAGAGCCUAUAUGCCAUACAUUAUAUGUAUCAUACAAUAUAUAUAUAUAUAUGGACCAUGAAACAGGACAUGGAAAUUCACACAAAGUCCCUGUGAGAAACACAGGUUGUGCUUUGUAGCCGACAUUGGUUUUGACAAGACUUUCAUUUUACUUGGGGUUGUCCCCCUUUAAAUACAUGUUAAAGUCUAAACUUUAAUAGCUGAUUAGUUUUUGAUGUUUGGUACACUUGCAUUUUUUUCAUCAUAUUUCCCUGGGAGUUAUGUGCUCUUUAAGCAUUAUUUAUUUUUAUUUUUUUUUUUUGGGGGGGGGGGGGGGGGGGGGGGGUACUGGUAUUUGCGUGGUCAAAUACAGUUCUCAUGAAAAGCUUAAUAAACUGUUUAAAAGAAAAAAACUUUAUCUUAUGAUAUGAUUUUUUAAAAAUUACAUAUGUGUUUCUUAAUUUAAUUGGCAGAAAUACAAUACCACUAAAUAUCCAUGUAUUUGAACACAUGAAGUUAAUAUUCAAUGGUCCAGUGUAUGUAGGCUAUGAGAAACGGAACCCUGGUGUUACUUACAGAUGACAUUACACUAUGUGUAUCAAUGUAUUUAUUAUUUAUUUUGUGAUAUGUGUUUGAUACUAUGAUAAUGAUGUUGAGUUGGCAAGAAAUUAAAACAUUUUCUUA